CGGAAGGACCCGGCUGCAGGCGGGCGGCGCAGUCUCCGCAGCCGCCGAGCCAGACGCGGCCGCUCGCUGCCCGGCCCGCCCGUCGCGAUGGCUUAGGCCCCUGAGCAACUGCAGGGGACUCACUGCUGUGGCCAGCAGCUCCAGCGCCUCACAUGCUCCUGGCAGACUGCUGCUCUGCCCAUCUGCCAACCCUGCCCACACCCUCCUCAGCAGCCCACCUGAGCCAUGGAGGCCCCAGAGGUGCCCGUGGGCUCACUGAUCGACUUCGGGCCUGAGUCACCCGCAUCCCCCCCACUGGAGGUACCACCCCCAACGCUACAGGAUGGGGAUGGCUCUCUGGGUGACGGCACCUCAGAGAGCGAGACCACCGAGUCAGCAGACAGUGAGAACGAUAUGGGCGAGUCACCCUCACACCCCUCCUGGGACCAGGACCGCCGCUCCUCCUCCAGCGAGUCCUUCUCUUCCAGCCAGAGCACCGAGUCGGCCCAGGAUGAGGAGACCCUGGUGCUCAGGGAGUUCAUGCGUGGCUACGUGGAGAAGAUCUUCUCUGGAGGGGAAGACUUAGACCAGGAGGAGAAAGCCAAGUUUGGAGAGUACUGCAGCAGCGAAAACGGGAAGGGCCGGGAGUGGUUUGCCAGAUAUGUGAGCGCCCAGCGUUGCAAUUCCAAGUGUGUCUCAGAGCCGACCUUCUACCGCCUGGUGCAGUCUUUUGCCGUGGUGCUGUUUGAAUGUCAUCAGAUGGAUGACUUUGGGCCUGCCAAGAACCUCAUGACCAUGUGCUUCACUUACUACUACAUCGGCAAGCCCCAGCUGCUGCCCUCGGAGGCCAGGGACAGGGAGAGGCCCGCAGGCAGCGUCGACUCCUACCUGAAGUCUGCCAACAGCUGGCUGGCUGAGAAAAAGGACAUCGCCGAGCGGCUGCUGAAGACCACCUCGGCCAGGACGGAGAACAUGAAGGGCUUCUUCGGGGGGCUGGAGACCAAGUUGAAGGGACCCCUGGUCAGGAAGAAUGAGGAAGACGAGAACAAGCCCAGGGAGAAGCAGCAGAAGGCCGUGACUGUGCACAGCCCAGAGGACGACAAGAAGGGGGAGAAGGUCUACCUAUACACGCACCUGAAGCAGCAGCCCAUCUGGCACACACUGAGGUUCUGGAACGCAGCUUUUUUUGACGCUGUCCAUUGUGAGAGGAGAAAGCGAUCUCCCACUACCAGAGGGGAUGCUGGAGAGGAGGAGGAGAAGAGGGAGAAGUGGCGCCACAUGACCCAGGAGGAGCGUGAUGACAGCCUCCGGUUCAAUGAGAACAUUACCUUUGGGCAGCUAGGCACGUUCACUCACAACAUGCUGGCCUUUGGACUGAACAGGAAGCUGUGCAGUGACUUCCUGAAGAAGCAGGCCGUGAUCGGCAACCUGGACGAAGAGCAAUACAAGCUGCUUAGCAAUCACAUUGAGCAAAUGGCCACCGAAUAGGCCACGGGAGGCUACACCCCCCAGAGGACUGAGGGUGCAUACUCCAGGCCCAGCGACCGGCCGCCACCCCACCCGAUGACCCUGCAUGACAUCAGCAGCACCCAGAGCCACACCUUGCUGCCCUAGAACUAGCGGUUAGAAGAAUCCGGCUGCCCAUCCUCCCUCCUCCCCUCUGCCUGUGUCUGCUCUUCACUCUGUCCACGUGCCAAAGUGUCUCCUGAUCGCACAGCUAAAACCGAGGUGACCAUUUCUACCCCUGAAUGCCAGGCUUGUGAGAUGAGACCAAGAGGGACAGGAGGAAAGACACCAUGGGCCGGGUGGGCACAGGGCAGUGUCUGCCCAUAGCCUCCUGCUGAGGGUAGGGGGGAGGGCACGGGCACAGGAACACAGAUAAGGACAGUGUGAGUGAUGUGCAGGGCAAGCGCUGUAAUGGUGGCGAUCUGGGACCGUGCUCCCUGCCGUGGGUGCAGAGGGAGUGUUGAGCCCUGUCAGUGCUGGUCCGUGGCUGGUACGUGCUCUUGCCACAUCUCCCUCCGUGUGACAGGAACUGGGGAGUCACAGCAACCUCAAGGAAGAGGGGGGCACCUCCUAUUUUAGGGAGAGAGAGACCGGUGUGGACGCUCUUUCCUGGCUGUAUAAGACCAGCCACCAUCAGAGGGACGUGUGAACACCCAGCAGCCAUCACAGGAUCCAAAUGGCUUCAUUAAAAUCACAUCCGCACUGAGGUGUCUGUGGCAGGCCACCUGAAAUGUUCCUGUCAGCUUCCUUCUGAAGCCGAGAAAGUUCUGCAGCUCACUGGGAACAGCACAGUGCUGUCUGCAAGAAGCACAGAAAAGAGCCCGCCCUUUCUAAAAGCAGAGUGCUCCUCUUUACUUCAAAAGGGUGGGAAGAGCUGUGUUCAGGGUCAUAGCCAGCUGGGGAGACACAGCUCUGGUGGCCAUUAUCCAAGGCUGAUUAGCAGAGUGGACUCUGCAUGUCUCCAAGCUCUGAGCACCAGGCCGCCAGCCUCCAAAGGCACUUUACCUCCCGCAGCUGGGUCUUGUACCUCGUUCCUGCAGGGCUGCAGAGGCUCCCUUUAUCUCAUACCCAGUGCCUGGGACACAGGGCUUUCCUCCGUGGGUUCGUACCAGGCACAUGGGGGUCUCUCCUCCCACUCUUUGUCCUUCCCUUCUGUCUCCCCUCACCACUUCCUCUAACGUUCAGUUACAUUAAAUUAAGUACAUGCCUGCUGGUCACUUACCUGGCUAGUGCUCGGAAGGUUUCCCUUCCAGGAAUACUUCCCUGGAAUGUUCCAGAGAAGAACAUGGUUGGUUGAGCUGCAGCACCUGUGUCUUGGGCAUCAGGUGAUGAUAAAAGAGAGACACCACGAAACAUGGCGUCCUCUGGGCACACUCGGGUGAUGUCGCCAGCCAGAGGGACUGGAGAGCGGGUGUGGACGCUCUUCUGGCAAGAUGUGUGUUAUCUCAACCCAUCUGGUGAUGCCGACAGGUGGGGCACAACCGUGUUGCCAGUUUGCUCACUGUGUGCCGGGCAGACUUUGCAGGCUGAGAUGCCCCGGCCCCCGUCAUUAGGCCUUAGUGACAGUGCAUGUCUCUGCUAAUAGGGUCAAAUUACCGGGUGUGCGGGCCCCUCCUCUAAUGCCAAUGUCAGAUAAUGCUCUCUCCUGAAACGUUCAGUCACAGCCUCUGGACGCUUCAUGUCCUCUUCCCUCUUUCUGUAAAACUGGCCACACUGAGUGGUCAUCAGAGGACCACCCUGCAGGGCCAAUGUGCAGGGCUCCCCCAUUGAGCUAUCUUGUCACUGGCCCUGUUAGUCAUUUACUGUCAGUGUUAGUUGAAAUGCAUUAAGACUUUAAGGUGCCCACAAGACUUACGCCUGUAUAUAUAAGAUUUUCGUAUAGAAGUUUUGAUUUGGUAUGAUUUAUGGAGGAAAAUAAUAGUUAGAGUCUGAGACCCUCUCCAGUGAUGCCGGGACCAUGUGCACAGCCUUUGGAAGGAAGUGCAGCUUUGAAUUUUUUUGGCUUCUUCCCAGCACUUUCCCUUCAAAAAUGAGCUUGAGACUCUUCUCCUGCACAUAGACCUCUUGAAAUAGUGAUUUCAAGCGGAAGGAGGAGUUGUGGUGUUCCAUUUCUCCCUCCUUGUUCUCCUAGACCUUGCUCUCAGAGUUGGGGUGAAUCUGACCCCGAGGAGUAUCGCCUGUUGUGCUAGGUCCCCCGCAGGAUGCAGCCACAGGGGGCUCUGGAGGCUACUCUGCUCUCUCCUGCUGACAGCUGGCUCUGGCUGAGCGUCUCACUUUUGAGUACCCCUGGCCAGUGUCACCUGGAGUAGGCACCGCAUGCCUGGAAGAAGGCUGACCGCUGGCCCACUGGGGUUUCCUCUCCUCCCUGUGACAUUGUCUCUUCCCUCCACUCCCAGCCAGAGCAGACCUGAGGGGAGCUCUCUGGUGAUGAGCAGACAGAGCCAGUUCACAUUGCUCCAAGGUCCCAGUGUGGGGAGGUGUUACACCCAGGGCACACACAGGGACGCUUUGGUGUAAGAAAGCUCUGGUAACCCUUCUGUUAACUCAGGUACCUUAGACUCAAUGCGAAAAGUGUCAGAUAAUACCCCAGAAGAGAUUCUUCCAGUCCUAGCAGGUAGAGUACCCAAAGCUGGGAGCUUUGAAGGCAUGUCAUCGGCAUGGCAUCUCAGAUUCACUGUUGUCUGACCUUCAGGGCUACACGAAUCAUAAUGAACCAAAAUACAGUUAAUCUCCCAAAUACAAAGUUCCCUGCUUGGAAACAGGGUGAUGUUGAGAUGCAGCUUUGUAUGUUUCAGCCUUUGUUAGCAAUAUUGAUAGAUGUUUGAGAGGCCACAUGAAUAUUUAUAUUUCAUCUGCUCUGUGUGUGUUUCACCAAAGGCAGAAGAGCCAGAUUAUGAUAUUGUAAAUUUUCUGUACAGUGAAAUGCAGUAGGCUAUGAUUUCCUGUUGCCAAAAGAAAAUAAAGGUGGGCUAAGGAGCUCUGAAAUUGCAAAAAGAGGACUAGAGGAAGGGUCCAAUUUCUGAGCUCUGUACCCAAAUCGAAACCCGGCUGUUCAGGUUAAUCCAGGGAACACGCUGGGUUUAGAACCAGUGCCGCAACUUAGAACCAAGGCCCAACGCAGGAAUUGGGGUCCCCAUCUACUCUUCUCCCCAUUCUGAGAGUUGAAACCAAGUGGGCCCUCUGUUUCUCAGCUCUCCGAGCCCAGGUAUACUGUGAGUUGACUGACAUGGAGAUUAGGCUGCAGAUUUGAAAUUAGCUUUUCCACGGGCUGUUCUAUGUGAGUUAACGUGUCACCCUGGGAGCACCUGGUAUUCCAUCCGGUUCUGGUGUGAGCAAUACAGAGUUCACAACAUAAAAGCUUUUGGCCUAACCCCAGGUGACCUUAACCAGAAGCCAGGGCUGUAAGCUACCUGCCUGACCUUCCUGGGUCAUGAUAACUUAGUUGGCUUUUUAAUUAGGGAGGAUCCAGGUAGGCCGGUGUGGUCAGAUCAGCUUUAUUACCAAAUUACCUAAAACUUCAGAACAUGGCAAGAACAGUGGGGAGCUUGAGAAAGAGAACUUUAAGGGGAAAAGGACAGGAAACUUUCAGGGGUGGCAGCAGGCAGCAGCCGAGCCCCAACCUCAGGGCGAGGGAAGGGUGGUCUGCGGCUGGCCUCUCUUUCUCCACACAAGACAAAGCUGCUGGGUGGGCAUCUCCACAGAGUCCUUGCAGCCCACACACCACUGAGCCAGUUAGUUCUGCUCGGCCAUUUCUCUUACACCUCAGUUGUCUCACCCACUUUUCCAGUAAAUCAAUUUUUCGUUUUUAUGAUUUUUGGAGAUAUAUUUCUCUUGAGAAGUUUUCAGCCAAGUUCCACCGUGAAGGGGAAUUGUAUUGACUAGAAGUGCCCCUGAUGGGCACACGUGCAGCUUGCAGGCUUCAGACAGAGAAAGCCCGGGACUUCCUCGAACCACACAGACCACUCAACCCAGUAAAUCCUGGCUGCCACGUGCCAGGAACAGGAAUGGUUGGUUCAUCAGAUAUCAGAUGGAUGAAUCAUUUCCAGAUUGUUCACACCCAGGGAACACAUUGCUAAGACCCCUGUCCGGGGUACGCUCUUGUGGGGCCCGGGACUCCUGUGUCCCGGGGAUGUCAGUGGGCAGUGCUCCCGCUGGAGGUUCUUGGUUGCUACUGGAAAGUGGAAAAGUCGCUGUUUCGAGGAGAUAGUGAGGAUGAUAGGUUUGUUCAUCUCGCCAUCCCUUCCACUCACCCCCGCUCCUGCAGGACAUCCAUGCAGUUCGGGGAGACCCAGACCCUGCCAGAGCAAAGUUAGACCCCAAACCUGCUGCAGCCUGAGGCCCCUUAGAGCUGCACUUUAAGGGAUUUUGCAUUUUUAACUAGAAAGAGGUUUCGUGUUGGCAAACCCCCCAUUCCACUGAACUUGAGCUGGAGACUGUGCUCCUAGAUGGAGACUUGCUCCUAGAUGACGUGCUCAUGAAGGAGAGAAAGCACAGAAGGAAGCGUGCCCUCUGAGGCAAAGCUCUAGCCCGCUGCGGACUCCAGCAAGCCUGGGACCAUCACUUGGGUCUUUGGGGUGGACACCUUAUGGAGGAUGUCAAACAUUUUAACACUAGGAAAUGCUGGAAAUUCAGAUAACAUGCAUAUAUCCCCUUAAAAUAGGUAAACGUGUUAGAACUCAGUUAAUCCGCUGCCUUCCUUAUGCAUUGUGAUUUCUGUUGGAACUUUCAGUGAUAUUUUACAUAUGUACAUUCUUUGGUUUCUUGUUCAAAACUGAGUUUGUCUUGGACCUAAACUUGCCAUUGUCAUGUGCAAACAUUGCCUUUUUGGAUGCCCCCAAAGUAGAGUUCAAUAACGCCGGUAUUUUUUGUGUUACAGUUAUGCAAUUUUGUGUCCUGCUGGGUGAUGUUUUACAAACUAUAUUUUAAGGUUGAGAAAGUUUCAAGGUUGAAGAUCGCAAAGCAGUGGUAAAAUCAAAGCUGUUUCCUGUGAAGAAAAAAAAAAAGUAUGUAUAUAUGUUGCACUUGGAUUGUCAGAAGG
Messenger RNA from Cynocephalus volans (Philippine flying lemur), 6523 nucleotides. RefSeq names its product KIAA0513 ortholog. The record is from RefSeq and is a predicted model, not a curated record. The coding region runs from base 226 to 1467 and encodes 413 amino acids. The transcript has 13 exons. NCBI's taxonomy places the organism in Eukaryota, Metazoa, Chordata, Mammalia, Dermoptera, Cynocephalidae.